Messenger RNA from Plasmopara halstedii, 603 nucleotides. Its product is annotated as RxLR-like protein. The record is from RefSeq and is a predicted model, not a curated record. Bases 1 to 603 code for a protein of 200 amino acids. The transcript has a single exon. NCBI's taxonomy places the organism in Eukaryota, Oomycota, Peronosporomycetes, Peronosporales, Peronosporaceae.
AUGCGUUACAUUCUUCCACUGUUGAUCGUUGCAGUCUUUGCGGUCUUAAGUGGCACAGCCUCGUCAACAGCUUUGAAGGAAGCCAAAAAUGAUAUCAAUGACAACAAUGACAAGUCCACUGCGCUGACCGCGCCUCAAAGCGCAAUCGUUACCACGAGGCAAUUGCAAUCUCCGACAGCCGGCGAAGUUGAGGAAGAACGAGCCUGGCCAAUCAUUCGUCAAGCUCAGAGCUAUCUGAAAUCAUUCUAUGAAUGGAUUAAACAUUUCUUUAAAGCAAUGUUUUUAGUCGAAACGCCAGCGUCGAGAAAAUGGUACCAUUUCCGCCAACAUCUUAGGAGCAUGAGGAGAGGCAGUCGAAGAAUGUACUAUGACACAAUGGGGAGGAUUAAAUCAUGGUUCACGAGAGCGGGUCAUUCCAUAUCAGAGGAUUCCCAGAAAGCCAAGCACUCAGUAAGCGAAGGCCUCCAAAAGGGAUCGCAUCGGGUUGGUGAAAAGUUUGAGUCAUUGAGACAUUCAGUGACAGAGCAAGCUCAAAAGGCAGGACACAUGGCCGAUAGGGGAUCUAAGCGAACUUGGAAUUUCAUGAAGACAGGUCAUGCUUAA